AUGGCUAAACAAAUAGCUGAAGUUCAAAUUCAUGCUUCGGAGAAUGAAGACAGCUUGGAAGAUGACAAUCUUGAUGUCAGCGUAGAUCUAAUUGACGAUAACCUAUAUUUAGACUACAGACUGCCGUAUUCCAGAGCAGGUAAUCUGGCAUGUGCUCGUGAUGAAAAGUAUUUGCAAAAAUUGCAGAUAACCCAUAUUCUGACUAUAGAUCUUGUCCCAUUGCCAAGGACAAUAUUGGAUCGUACCAAGCUAACUUUUAAGUUUGUUAAAUUGGCAGAUGUACCAAAAGAGGAUCUUAUCACCCAACUACCAGACACUAAUGAAUUUAUAAAAGAAGCCAUAGGAAAUGGAGGCACUGUAUUGGUUCAUUGCUAUUUUGGGGUAUCUAGGUCAGCAGCAGUUGUCAUUGCAUACAUAAUGGAGAAGUAUGGAUUGUGUUAUGAAGACGCGUUCAGCCUAGUAAAGAGCAAGCGGCGUUUCAUUGGGCCCAACGUAGGCUUUGUGGCCCAGUUGAAAUUGUUCGGACACAUGGGAUACUGUUUGAACAGAGAUGACCCCAGAUUCAAACAAUUUCGGUUGAAAAUGGCCGGACAGAAGCUGAAGCAAGUGAAAAUCAUCCCGCAGCUGUUUGCUGAUCUAAUAAAACCGGACCCCGGUCUUGUCAGAGAACGUCCCGACCCCAUAGUGUACCGAUGCAAGAAGUGCCGUCGCAUCGUCGCCAGCCAGAGCAACAUAAUACCUCACCUGCCGAAGCAGGUCAAAGUGGAGCUGGCCAAGAAAGGGAUACGGCCGCCUCCCAGCAAGCUCACUGGGCUGAACUGCGCAGAGAACGGCCAGCUGCUGAUAGAGAAGCUGAAGAGCCUCGCCUGCCAGAUCAUGGACCAGAACGGCAAAGAGUGCGAGGCGUCCAGCGACUCUAACGGCUCUGGACAAAUAGAGGUCCAGGAGAGCGACGAAGGUACCAGCCAGGUGCUUGAUGGGUACACUGAGGGCAAUAUGGUGGACGCGAGCAUAGUCGCGCGCGUGGACGAGCAGUGCUGCCGCCUCGUGUGGUUCGUGGAGCCCAUGUCCUGGAUGAAGGGGGUCACCAACGAGCCCCAUGGGAAGCUCCACUGCCCCAAGUGUCAGAACAAGAUCGGUAGCUUCAGCUGGAUUAUGGGUUGUAAGUGCCCCUGUGGACAGAAAGUAGCACCGGCAUUCUACUUGGUGCCUUCAAAAGUGGAGUGGUCCAACAUUGUGCAGAAUGUACAAAUCACAGUA
Iphiclides podalirius (scarce swallowtail) is the source of this 1260-nucleotide messenger RNA. NCBI's taxonomy places the organism in Eukaryota, Metazoa, Arthropoda, Insecta, Lepidoptera, Papilionidae. The record is from the annotation of a GenBank genome assembly.